Molecule: messenger RNA, 787 nt
Organism: Ahaetulla prasina
Lineage: Eukaryota; Metazoa; Chordata; Lepidosauria; Squamata; Colubridae
Product: aladin-like
Exons: 8
Coding region: 1-768 (255 amino acids)
Biological process (GO): nucleocytoplasmic transport
Cellular component (GO): nuclear pore
Molecular function (GO): protein binding
Source: RefSeq, a predicted model, not a curated record
AUGUGUGUCUCUAUUUCCUGUAGGCCUUCAUCUGGCUGUGCUCAGGUGCUCAGCCAUCCCGGCCACAGUCCCAUCACCAGCCUGGCCUGGGCUCCCAGUGGAGGAUUGCUUCUGUCGGCCUCACCUGUUGAUACAUCCAUGCUUGUAUGGGAUGUUUCCACAGAAAACGCUAUCCAGUUGCAGUGGUUUGGAGGAGGCGGGGUCACAUACCUGGCUUGGUCACCUGAUGGCAGCAAGGUGCUAGCAGCGACCCCUUCAGCAGUCUUCAGAGUGUGGGAGGUUCAGAUGUGGACUUACGAGAAAUGGCCAACUAUCAAAGGUCCUUGUCGGACUGGUUGCUGGAGUCCAGAUGGCAGUCGUUUGCUGUUCACCGUCCAGGGGGAAUUUGUGAUCUAUUCCUUAUCUUUCUUGGAAUACAGUGGAGAGCAGCAAAGGCAGGUCGGUGGGUCUAAAACCGCUUCCAUUGUGGCAGAUCUUUCAGAGACUACGUUCGAGACUCCCUACGGGGAGGAGAGGAUUGGAGGGGAAGUGCAGUCCAUGGUUUGGGAUCCAAGCGGGGAGAGGCUUGCGGUGGUCAUUCAAGGAAAUUUGGAUGCCUCCAAGACUAUCAUUGCAGUGUUUCGGACUCGCAAUAACCCUGUGUUUGAACUUCUGCCCUGUGGUUUUGUACAGGGUGAAGAUGGGGUUCAGCCACAGCUGAUCACUUUUCAUCCUUGCUUUAAGAAGGGAGCCCUUCUGACAGUGGUAAGUUCAACCUCCAAAUACUGAGAAUUAUGAAGAAUGCCUG